CUCACUUCCCUUGAAGAAAGUACUUUGAUUCAGAGCAUCUAAAAUAAACGUAAUUGAAUGUUCAUAAACAUGUCCUCCAUUGGGACAAUGGUUUUGUAUGUGUAUUGUUAAGCCCAGCUAAAUAAGGACAACAUGUCAGUACUCCACCAUGAGUAAUUUGUGCUACUGUUCAGAAACAAGGUUCCAGAAUGUUAUUGAAUUUCAGCGAAACAAAAAGCAAAGAAAUUUAAUCAGGCCUCACAGCUGCUGAAAGCUCCCAGCUUUUGAUUCCCUUGUGCUGGCCUUGGGUCUAUUUAAAUAUUUAAUUAGAAUGGGACUAAUUACUUAUUUAACCGAGAAGCUUGGUGGACAGUGAUGGUUACGCUCAGAAGAGCACGCAGACGUAGGAUCUACCAGGUGUAGGAUCACAACAUCCGCGGACAGAGUUGCACACUUUUCUCUGGACAAAAGGAACUUCUAUUUGCCAGACACCCCAAAAAAAAAAGAAUUUCACACUCAGACCUCAUAAUUAUUGUGUAUGAGAUGUGAAGUUUUCUCCCAUGAUUUAUGUUUAUGUCAGUGUAAGUUUCAAAUGUAUGAUACAAAGCUGGGAGUUCCUGUGUGGAUGAACGAUUUUGGUUUCAGUUGCUGAAACGAGAACAGCCAAACUCACAAGCUGUAAAUGCAGUGUUCAAGUACAAUAUUGUUUGAACAAGGUUGCAACAGUGCCCUUGAUUGAGUCUUAAACUCGUAUCCAUCUGACCCUUAUCUCUUAUUGAUACACAAGCGUGUGUCGAUUAACUUUCCGCUCAAUUGUAUUAUCAGUUCAAACAGAAAACAAAAAAGGCAGUGUUGGGUUUUUAAUGUAAGCCAAAAUUACAGCAGUGUAGAUCCGUGUAUGGAUCGGGUAGAGAAACUGGAGCCAAAUAUAAGAAUUGUUAAGCAGCUUUGUGCCUGUGUGGUUAGCCAAGAAUGACUUUCAAGGAAAGAAAUUAUAGGGGUUCCACGUCAGGAUUUUCCCUUUAAAAUUGCCUUCGGAGCUACUAAUAAGCACGGGCCACUGCUAUUAUGAGUAAGGGAAGGCGUCAGAUCAACCACCGAGAAUGUGGGCGUGGUCAAAUGUUCCCGUGAGUUUGACUUUUUCCUCCGCUCCUGCCGAGAAACAUGUCGCCCCUUUUAAUAAAGAGACUAUUUAGCAAGGUUUUAAUUCCCCGUAGGCUACUCUCCGUACUUCGUCAAAUUUGACUAAAUGCUGAAACGAGACCUGUUUCAACAGCCUUCAUACCCAAUGGUCUGGCCAAACAAACAAAUAAAUACAUAAAUAAACAAAUAAAGGUAUGAUCAGUAUAAUCUAAAUAAAUAAAUGUUUCGCUAUUUCUCUUGUCAUAUAGUGAAAAGGCACGUCAGAAAAAAAGCACGUCAGACAUAUCUAGACGUAGCCAAUGUCAUCCAUGAAAUAAUUCCUAGGCGAUUUUAAUUAAUCAUGGGGGGAAACAGAUAUCAGGUAGACAACCUAAGGUAUCACUGGUUCUAAUCAGCUCAGAUUGAUUGCUUCGUUUACCUGUGUUCUUUCCUGCUUACGAACCAGUUUAGGGCGUUGCCAUUUUAAAUCUUUCUUGGGAUCUCCCAGACUCAAUUACGGCAGUGCGUGUGGGAAUCGAGCGAGGACUAUGUUGUGCUGCGUUUCACUCUCCACAACUAUUGGUAGAAAGCGAUACGACCUGCGAGAGUGCUACAGCGUGCUAGCGAGCAAAAAAGUGUUUAGUUUAUUAGGGUAAAAGCACUGCAAACGAACAGUAAUGUUAAAUUGCACUAGUCUGUGGGCAACCGGAGUUCGGGAUAAGCGUGGUGCAAUCGUAAAUGCAGAAUGAUUUCUGUCUCCAUACGUAUUUAUUAUAACAGAUGAACUAUUUACGGAAAGGUAUUACCCAAGAGGGAAAACCCGGCGCAAACUCGGCGGAGGCUGAAUGUUGAAGAAGAUGAGGACUUUCUUUUUUCCCUUCAAAAAAUUAAGGCGAAAUGUCAAGUAUCUUCUUUUUGUCGCCGUGUUAAUGACUGGAGUUUUGGCUGCCUAUCUAGAAUUUGUUGCAACAACAAAUACCUGGAACGACAACAUCCAGUUCAGUCCUUGGAACGAGGUGAACCCGUACAAGCACGAAGGAGAGAGAGAGUCUGGGCGAGCGCGGGGGAAGGGCAGGCCGUGGGAGUCCAGCUUCGUGCCGCAGCCCUGGAGGCCCGAGUAUAAAGGCCAAGCGAAUAUGCACAUUUUUGAGGACUGGUGUGGUGGCUCUGUCGCUCAGCUCCGGAAGAACCUUCACUACCCUCUCUAUCCCCACUCGCGGACGACCGUGAAGAAGCUCGCCGUGACUCCCCGCUGGACCAACUACGGCCUGCGGAUCUUCGGCUACCUGCACCCCCACACGGACGGCAAGUACCUGUUCGCCGUGGCUUCGGAUGACAACUCUGAAUUCUGGCUGAGCUCGGACGAAAGCCCCUUGAACGUCCGUCUGCUGGCGCUGGUGGGAAAGACGGGCACGGAAUGGACAGCUCCGGGGGAGUUUGGGAAGUACGCCAGUCAGACGUCGCACCCGGUCGAGCUGAAGUCGUCGGAGCGCUAUUACUUUGAAAUCAUCCACAAGCAGAACGAGCAGGGCACGGACCACGUGGAAGUAGCAUGGCAAACGUACCCGGACGGCCUGCGUUUUGACCUCAUCGGCUCCCAGCACAUUUCCCUGUACACAAACGAGUCGGGCCUGCUGAUGACCGAGGUGGCGCACGUCCCGCAGUCGGCGGCCAGCCGCGCGCGGACGGCGGGGGAGGGGGCGGGGGAGAGCGCGGGGGCUUCCGGCCACGGCGCGGACAUGCUGAGGGAGGACCGCCGCGACAGCCUGCACCAGCUUCCGCUCAUCGACGAGGCGUACCUGGACAAGCUCCUGCCGGACUGCAUCUACAGGCCCAGCUACAUCAUUAAGGGCUUCCCCCUGCUGAGGUACCAGGGCCUGCAGUUCGUCUACAUGUCCUACAUCUAUCCCAAUGACUACACGAGGCUGACUCACAUGGAGACCGAAAACAAGUGCUUCUACCAUUCCAAUCCUCAGUACAUAAAGAGGAAUGGGUUUUAUAGAUACAUGAAAUUGGAUGUCCCUGAAGGGUUCGAAGAUGGACGUGUUCCGUGGGACAAUCGAGCUUUCGACGAGUUGGAGGACAGCAUCCGCUACGAGGACGUCCCGAAGGAGGACUCUGAAGGGGAGGGCGUUGAGGACGGGGCCGAGGAGAAGUCCAACGACCUGCCCGACUACGGCGACGACUACGACGACUACACCUUCAAGCGGAGAAGGAAGCUGUUCUCUGCGCUGCCGGCCGACGGGCCCGAGCUGGCGAAGAAGAGGAAGAGGCGGGACAAAGCCAGCGUCCAGGAGGAAGUGCCGGCCCAGCUGCCGGAGGCGGAUCAAAGGGAAGACCCGGAGGUCAAAGUUCAGAGGAGGAAAAAAUCCAGAAGGAAAAGUGAAAUUGAUCCAAAUGAGGUGCCGGUCCCUAUACCGCACGGCCUCCUGCCUGUGGGAAAUAAUGCAUCGCAGCUUGAACGGGCCAGACAGGGUAAGAGUGCCGUCGCAGUCCCAGCACGUGGAAUGAAUGCUGCUCAGGUUGAGCACCACCUAGUGGCUGGAGGACCGAAUGACAACAUUGGACAGGCUUUGGAAAAACCGCGCAGCGGUAAAAACCGGACCCUCCACCGCGACCCGGAACGAAGGGCCCCGGUACCCGCUGCGCGGCUACCGGUGCCCUCCCAAGCGCCCCAGGUCCCGCCCGAGAACCACCCCAGGCCGCGAGCGAGGGCGUUCGGGGCCGUGCCGCAGAGCGAGAUCCGGGACGGCGCCGUCGGGAGGGACAGGAUGCCUGUAGGCCGGUGGGGGGAAGUCAGAGGCAAGGAGGCGGAGCAGAGGGCGGAGCCAGAGCAGGAGAACGCCAUCCUUCACGUUCUGGAACCGCCCCUUCCCAAGCGAGCUCGCGGGGACAGGAGGGAGCCCGGAGCCUCGGACCUGCGCGAGGACGCGGGCGGACUCUGGAAGCUGGAGGAGGACGCGGAGGAGUACGACGAGGACGGGCGGAAGUACGAGGCGACCGAGCCGGCGGUGGCCUUCGACCCGGAGGUGAACUGGGGGCAGACGUUCGAGGUGAACCCGCUGGACUUCCACUCGCUGCGCUCGGACUGGAUCGACCUGAGCUGCAACGUGUCCGGCAACCUGCUGCUGAAGCCCGAGGACGCGCUGGACCUGGCGCAGCGCUUCAUGAGCAAGCUGGAGCAGAGACAUCCGGGGCGCUUCUCCCUCCUGCAGGUGGUGAACGUGGAGAAGCGGGUGGACCCGUCCUACGGCGGCCGCUACCUGCUGGAGCUGGAGCUGCAGGAGCAGGGCGGGGGCCGCGUGCGCCUGUCCCGCUACGUCUACCUGCUCCAGCGCCGCGGCAGGCCCCGGGCCCUGGGCCACGGGCGGGCCCCCCCGGAGCUGGUGCUCUGCAGCCCCCGCGGCUUCACCUGGAACCCCUCCGCCACCGUGCACUUCAUCGUCCCAGUGAAGAACCAGGCCCGGUGGGUCCGGCAGUUCAUCCUGGACAUGGAGCAGCUCUACAGGGACACCGGGGACGGGAACUUCAACAUCAUCAUCACGGACUACAGCAGCACGGACAUGGACGUGGAGCAGGAGCUCAAGAGCUCAUCUUUGCCCAGGUACCAGUAUGUGAAACUGAGCGGGAACUUCGAGAGGUCAGCUGGUCUUCAGGCCGGAAUUGACCUCAUUACCGACGACCACAGCAUCGUGUUCCUGUGCGACCUGCACAUCCACUUCCCCCAGUUCAUCGUGGACAGCAUCCGCAAGCACUGCGUGGAGGGCAGGAUGGCCUACGCCCCCAUCGUGCUGCGGCUGGACUGCGGGGCCACGCCCCUGGAGCCCAACGGAUUUUGGGAGGUCAACGGCUUUGGGCUGCUGGGGAUCUACAAGUCGGACCUGGACGCUGCCGGGGGGAUGAACACCAAAGAGUUCCGGGACCGCUGGGGAGGGGAGGACUGGGAGCUGCUGGACAGGAUCCUCCAGGCCGGGCUGGAAGUGGAGCGAAUCUACCUCAGAAACUUCAUGCACCACUACCACUCCAAGAGGGGCAUGUGGAACCGUCAGCCCCGCAAGGGCGCGUAACCACGGAAACGGGCGGAGCUGCGCCGCAGCGUUUGUUUCCGAGGUGCCUCUGUGGGCCACGCCCCCCCCCCCCCCGGCGCCGUUCAACCAAUCACUGCCUGCGUUGCUGGGGGAAGGGUCAGUGGAAGGGGCGGGGCAGAGGGGGCUUGUGGACUCUGAAGAGAGUGAGGUUCCCUGUCACUCAAGCCCUCCAGAGGCUGCGAUCUUGGGUAGGAACGGUUUCUCCCACAGCCGUGUGCUGGAAUAGGAUCUUUUACAGAAGGGUGGAAAACAAAAAGAAGAUACUACUGAUUUUUUUUAAAUGAUAUUUUUAAUUUUGUUUUUGUUGAAGACAAUGUUUUUUAAAUGGACAAUGAUGAAAUAGGGUUGUUAAUUGUGUAUUUUGUCAUUGAUUAAAAGUAAUGUUUAAUAACAGUAACGAUAAUAUCAAUGUAGUACAUUAUGGGUACGCUUAUGUAGUUACCUUUAUGAAAGGAGGCAAGUGGAUUUUAGCAGGCAGUAAUUACUGAUUACAGUAUGUAUGAAGGGAGCGUGUUUGAGAGGGACUGAAGUGUGUGUGUGUGUUUUUUUUUUUUUUUUUACUUCUUGCAUUGGCCUGAAUUAAUUCAGGUGUGAUUGUCAGUCUCCCUGUCUCAUGACUGAUAACCAACUCCCCCAUUGGGUUUGUCUUUGCGCAAAGUUAGCAUGGAACAGGAAGUUGAAGUCCUGUGUCCAUCUGCUUAAGACUGGCUCCUCCCUCAGAGCUGUGUGCAGAAUCCGCGUUAUCAGACCCUGACUGCAGCCGUGACGGCAAAGAGUCGCAUUCAAAAUGGCGUCUCAGCCCGCCAACCAAAUAACCCUACCAUAUCUCUCAUCCAGAAUCCAAUUAUCCAAUUAAUCCAGUUCAUUGUUGUAGUUGUUGCCUUUGCAGUUUUCUUGUGCAAUUUCAAAUAUUAAUGCUUUGCAUUAGCUGCAUCUUAAGUAUGCACAUACUCACGACGUUCGUAUGUGAAGCAUACAAAUGUCAUAGCUGCAACAUACCUCGUAUAAAUUGUUCGUAUCAAUUUAUGAAUUUACACAUGAGGAUGGCAGGUAUUGUCUGUAUAAGCACUACCGUGUACACCUCUGAUUUGUUAUACUUUUUUCAUGAGGUUAAACAAACUGGAUUUGUUUUUUUUAAAUUGAAAGGUACAAGUGAGAGUACAAGUAAGAACAUGUUUUCUGAAAGCCAUUAUCUUUGCUAAGACAAAUCAGGGCUUGGAUUUGUCAGCUUGUACCAUAAGCAAACGUAUGCCUACGAAACAGACAUUUUGCAUUAUGCAUACACCACUUUAAACAGACUUCUACUUGUCAGAGUUUGAGUCUGAUAAUAAUAAUAAGUUGCAGCAAGAUUAUUUCCAGUUGCUAACUCACAUUUUUGAGUGGUUUUUUUAAACCUUUGAAACAAUUUAACAUUUUUAAAGCGGUUUCGAUUUAUUUUACAGAA
Molecule: messenger RNA, 6633 nt
Organism: Anguilla anguilla (European eel)
Lineage: Eukaryota; Metazoa; Chordata; Actinopteri; Anguilliformes; Anguillidae
Product: beta-1,4-N-acetylgalactosaminyltransferase 3-like
Exons: 21
Coding region: 1947-5168 (1073 amino acids)
Cellular component (GO): Golgi cisterna membrane
Molecular function (GO): acetylgalactosaminyltransferase activity
Source: RefSeq, a predicted model, not a curated record